Molecule: messenger RNA, 381 nt
Organism: Cooperia oncophora
Lineage: Eukaryota; Metazoa; Nematoda; Chromadorea; Rhabditida; Trichostrongylidae
Source: the annotation of a GenBank genome assembly
AUGAGUUCCGAUUCAGCACGGCGUCUUGUAGGCGUCUCGAGCAGCGCUCUGCUGCUUCUGGUGGCGGCCUUUAGUAUCACAACUCUGCAAUAUGUGUCCGUUGUUGGUUGGUCGCUUGGCUUCCUAGUGAAUGCUUCUAUCAAUGUUUGGUGCAUGAUAGCAUCACAACUGGGCGACAGUCAUGUCUCUGGAGCUAUUUCGGCAUUUGUUUCAUUUCUAGCUAACUUCGGGUCGGUCCUGGCAGGAUCGCCGCUGGCGUUCCUGAUCGACAAAUUCGGUUACGACUGUUUCAUACCGUUCUUCUUCAGUCACAUUGCGGUGCUUAUAGCAAUAACGUCAAUGAAUAUUGCAUUCCGUGUGAAAGGCACAAAACAGGAUUGA